GAGCCGUGGCGGCACCCGCCAAUUGGUGCUGCAUCCCAAAAUUUCGACGUGCAAGCGGACCUGGAUCGAACUUCACGCCCAGUCACUCGAGGACGACUAACCACACAGCACAACCGUCAAGAUGGUCUCCGCCAAGAAGCACGUCCCUAUCGUCAAGAAGCGCACCAAGCGCUUCGCCCGUCACCAGAGUGACAGGUUCAUGCGUGUCGACCCCAGCUGGCGCAAGCCCAAGGGUAUCGACUCGCGUGUCCGCCGACGCUUCAGGGGCACUCAGGCCAUGCCCAGCAUUGGCUACGGUACCAACAAGAAGACCCGCUACAUGAUGCCCUCCGGCCACAAGGCCUUCCUUGUCAACAACACCAAGGACGUCGAGCUCCUGCUCAUGCACAACCGCACCUACGCUGCCGAGAUCGCCCACGGUGUCUCUUCCCGCAAGCGCGUCGACAUCAUCGCCCGCGCCAAGCAAUUAGGUGUCAAGGUCACCAACUCCAAGGCCAAGGUCACCACCGAGGUCUAAGCGAAUCGACGUUUGGAGAAUUGGAAGACUCUUGAGGGGGGUAAACCUGGGGAAGGAC
Molecule: messenger RNA, 575 nt
Organism: Emericellopsis atlantica
Lineage: Eukaryota; Fungi; Ascomycota; Sordariomycetes; Hypocreales; Bionectriaceae
Product: 60S ribosomal protein L32
Exons: 5
Coding region: 122-517 (131 amino acids)
Biological process (GO): translation
Cellular component (GO): ribosome; cytosolic large ribosomal subunit
Molecular function (GO): structural constituent of ribosome
Source: RefSeq, a predicted model, not a curated record